CCGGUACACUGCAGGAGAUGGAGUGGACAUUUUUCAAUGUUUUCAUAUGGGAACGUUAAAAUUAAUGCGACUGAAAAUUCUUCUGCAGAUAUAACAGCAGGAACUCCAGCAACAGGUAUGAGGCUGAAGUUGAAGCUGAAGAUGAAGCAUCUGCUGUGUAACUUCGCCAAAGUCAUCUGGAUGUUCUCCACUUCAGUGCAGGCGCAGGUGGGCUCAGAUGGCGGAAUCACUGCCCAGGAGCAGGUGUACCUCCUGUACGACGUCAAGGUGCAAUGCCUGCACAACGUAUCGUCGCACGACCCUACAGAUGAGCUCUGCCCCCCCGGGUGGGAUGGCCUAAUCUGCUGGCCACAGGGAUCCCCUGGAGCAGUCACACAGGUCCCAUGCCCCAAAUAUGUCUACGACUUCAACCACAAAGGUCACGCCUACAGGAAAUGUGAUGCCAACGGCUCAUGGAUUUUUCUGGAGAGCUUAAACAGGACAUGGGCAAAUUAUUCUGAAUGUUUGAGGUUCCUUCAGCCUGAUCAUGUGGUGGGGAAGCAGGACUUUUUCGAGCGACUCUACAUCAUGUACACCAUCGGUUAUGCGGUGUCCUUCAGCUCCCUCCUGGUCGCCAUCUUUAUCAUUGGAUACUUCCGGCGCCUGCACUGCACCAGGAACUACAUCCACAUGCACUUGUUUGUGUCGUUCAUGCUGCGAGCCGUCAGUAUCUUCAUCAAGGACCGCGUGGUCCACGCCAAUGUCGGCUUGCAAGAAUUCGACUCGGUGCUGAUGGACAACUUCAGGACCGUCUCUGUAAUGUCGGUGGACAAGUCUCAGUAUAUUGGGUGCAAGAUCACUGUCCUCCUCUUCAUCUACUUCUUAGCAACCAACUACUACUGGAUCCUGGUGGAGGGGCUGUACCUGCACAGCCUCAUCUUCAUGGCCUUCUUCUCAGACACCAAGUACCUGUGGUGGUUCACCAUGGUUGGCUGGGGUGUCCCCGCUGUCUUUGUGGCGGCCUGGGCCAUCGUCCGAGCAAUGCUGGCAGACGCCAGAUGCUGGGAGCUCAGCGCAGGAAACAUCAAAUGGAUCUACCAGGUGCCCAUUUUAACCGCCAUCGGACUAAACUUCAUCUUAUUUGUAAAUAUUGUACGGGUGCUUGCAACAAAGAUCCGAGAGACCAACGCAGGGCACUAUGACACAAGGAAGCAGUACAGGAAGCUGGCCAGGUCCACUCUGGUGCUGGUGCUGGUGUUCGGGGUGCAUUACAUCGUGUUCGUGGGGAUGCCGCACGCAGCCAAGGGCGUCGCCUGGGAGGUCCGCAUGUACUGCGAGCUGUUCUUCAACUCCUUCCAGGGUUUUUUCGUCUCCAUCAUCUACUGCUACUGCAACGGCGAGGUCCAGACGGAGAUCAAGAAGACGUGGACGAGGUGGAACCUGGCCUUCGACUGGACGGCCCCGGUGCGGUGUGGGGGAUACCGCUACGGCUCUGUGCUGACCAGCCUGAGUCAGAGUGCCGGCAGCCAAUCACAGCUGGCCGCUGUCUCCCGCUCCACCGCCCUCUUCUCCAGCCAGGUGUACCGCAGCCGGGGAGGGCGCUCUGCAACCACCCAGGCUGCCCUGCCGGGCUGCGUGCUCAGUGGCUCGGAGGGCGACAGUCUGCCCGCAUCUGCCCCCGAGGAGCGCGACGAGAGCGCUGGACAUGUGGACGACAUCUCGCUGAAGGAGGCGCCGUGUGGGCCCCGUGGAGCCGAGGCCGAGCAGGAGGAGAGCAUAUAGGAUGGGGGUAGGGGGCCCCACAAGGCCCUCACACACACAUGGGGAGAGGGGCCCCCUUGCAAGGCCCUCACACACACAGGGAAAAGGGCUCUAUACAGCCCUCACAAGCACAUGCAGAGAGGAGCCCCACGAGUUCCUUACAGGUACACAGAGAUAGGGGCCACUCAAGGCACUUAAACACACAUGGGGAGAGGGGCCCCACAUCCCUCACAUACACAUGGACAGAGGAGCCCCAUGAGUUCCUUACAGGCACAAAGAGAUAGGGGCCCCUCAAGGCACUUAAACACACAUGGGGAGAGGGGCCCCACAUCCCUCACAUACACAUGGACAGAGGAGCCCCAUGAGUUCCUUACAGGCACACAGAGAUAGGGGCCCUUGAAGGCGCUUAAAUGCACAUGGGGAGAGGGGCCCCACAAGGCCCUCACACACACUUGGGGAGAGGAGCCCCAUGAGUUCCUUACACGCACACAGAGAUAGGGGCCCCACAAGACCCUCACACACACAUGGGGAGAGGGGCCCCAUGAAGCCCUUACAAACACAAGGAGAGAGGAACUCCAGCAAGGCCAUCACAUGCACAUGGGGAUAGGGGCCCUACAAGGCCAUCACAUGCACAUGGGGAUAGGGGCCCCACAAGGCUCUCACAUGCAGAUGGUGAUAGGGGCCCCACAAGGCCCUCACAUGCACAUGGGGAUAGGGGCCACACAAGGCCCUCACAUGCAGAUGGUGAUAGGGGCCACACAAGGCUCUCACAUGCAGAUGGUGAUAGGGGCCACAGAAGGCUCUCACAUGCAGAUGGUGAUAGGGGCCCCACAAGGCUCUCACAUGUAGAUGGGGAUAGGGGCCCCACAAGGCCCUCACAUGUAGAUGGAGAUGUGGGCCUCACAAGGGCCUCACAUGUAGAUGGGGAUAGGGGCCCCACAAGGCUCUCACAUGCAGAUGGUGAUAGGGGCCCCACAAGGCCCUCACAAGCACAUGGGGAUAGGGGCCACACAAGGCUCUCACAUGCAGAUGGUGAUAGGGGCCCCACAAGGCUCUCACAUGCAGAUGGUGAUAGGGGCCACACAAGGCCCUCACAUGUAGAUGGAGAUGUGGGCCCCACAAGGGCCUCACAUGUAGAUGGGGAUAGGGGCCCCACAAGGCCCUCACAUGUAGAUGGGGAUAGGGGCCCCACAAGGCCCUCACAUGCAGAGGGGUAGAGGGGCCCCAAGGGGACUUCACACACUCACACACUGGCAUGUGCAUGGACACACGCAGACGCAGUCUAUCACGCACAAACACGCUCUCAUGCCCACAUGAUAGGCCCCUGGUGAGGCAGGGGGUGGACAGCCACACUACUGUCCUCUGCUCCUCUGCUUUUUCCUGUCAUUUUAUAUCUUAUUGUCCUCAUUGCCUGGCAGUAUGUGAAUGGCAGCUGUUUAACUUUGCCUGUAAACACUGAGCAUUACAGGGAAGGAGCAUGAGGGUCCCUGUGACCACCAACAGCUCUCAGAGUAUCACUGUUAGUGAGGGGAUCUCUGCUGAUGUCCCUCUGGUCAGCAGCUCAAUAAACCACUAUAUUUUU
This is a messenger RNA of Paramormyrops kingsleyae, 3322 nucleotides long. RefSeq names its product parathyroid hormone 2 receptor-like. Gene Ontology annotation, molecular function: parathyroid hormone receptor activity; G protein-coupled peptide receptor activity; peptide hormone binding. The record is from RefSeq and is a predicted model, not a curated record. NCBI's taxonomy places the organism in Eukaryota, Metazoa, Chordata, Actinopteri, Osteoglossiformes, Mormyridae. Gene Ontology annotation, cellular component: plasma membrane. Gene Ontology annotation, biological process: adenylate cyclase-modulating G protein-coupled receptor signaling pathway; cell surface receptor signaling pathway.